ACUCUAAAGAUAUUGAGUAUUCCACUCGACGAUGUCCACGAAGUGGCCCCCUCGAGGGAGGAGCUAAUACUAAUACUAGUAUGGCCGGCGCGCCGCGGCAAUGAGUCCCUGGCUCAUGCGCCGGAACAAUCGACAGCGAGAUGACGCUGUGGGGCUCAAAGGGGAGGUUCCCCAUGCUGUGCCGCUCCACGCUAGGACGGAUGGAGGGGUCAAUGAGAGCGGCAGCAGCCAGUGCGGUGUCUCAAAGCCGUCAUUGACCCUGAAGACGGCCACUAGGCAUAUGCCUAUGCAUGGCUGCCGUCGUCGCAACAUGCCCUUUCCAGGCUUCUGCUGCAUGUCUCAUGUGUUCUUCAUCCUCGGUCGUCGCCGGGGGGGUUCCAGAACUUCCAGGUUCUCGUGGGGGGGAACCUGGUGCCAUGGGGUCCCGGCCUUCGGGGCGAUUCGGGUCGCAUUGUUCCUGAACUGGGCCGUGUCAAUGUCUCUCAAGAUGCGAAAUGUCAAUUCCAGUGUCCACGGCGGGUUUGCUCAAUGGGCCAAGGUCCUGAAUCGCGGGGGCUCAUCGGGGCUAAAACGCACAUCCCCCGCCUUGACUCGACUGGCGCGCUUCUACACUACAGCCGCUUUUAAAACUACAGGGGACAUCGCGGGGGGCACACGACGGACACGAGACCUUGACUGCUAGAAAACGAAACGAAGCCAAACCGGCGCGGGUCGUCGGCCAAACGCAAACGAUUGACGAUUGAACGGAUGAAAUGCAUCAUCAACGGUUUCCUCUCUGCGCCUUUACUCGCGAACCAUUUGCUCCCUUCACAUGCCAAUGCAACCCUACCCAAAAACUUUGACACCUUGUCAUGC
Molecule: messenger RNA, 855 nt
Organism: Colletotrichum godetiae
Lineage: Eukaryota; Fungi; Ascomycota; Sordariomycetes; Glomerellales; Glomerellaceae
Exons: 1
Coding region: 101-682 (193 amino acids)
Source: RefSeq, a predicted model, not a curated record